UCCACUGUUAUCUCCCUCUUUUUGUACCUCCUCAGUCUUGGAGAUUGGAAAAAUAAUUCAAAAAGAAACAUUAUUAUAUUAACAGGUUCUUUGUAUAAUUUAGUGGCACUGCAUGUGCUCUUGAAUAACACAGUCACUUUAUAUUCUAAUAACCCAACCGUCCAUCUCCAUCCAUCCAUUAUACUCUCACUCCCCUCCCCCGCAUAUAAAAUCGCCCCCUUCUUCAUUUGUUAGCCCUCUCCCCUUCUCUCUCUUUAUCAUUAUCUCUUAAAUUUAUCUGUGCAAUUUCAGAUAAAUCAUAUAUUUUGAUACUCAAUUUAUUCAGUGAGAUAACAAAUGGGUGAAGAGGCUAAGCAGGAACCAGCUCAGGCAGAGGCUAAGCCAGAGGAGAAAGCAGAGCAGAAAACAGAGGAGAAGAAAGAAGAGAAGGCAGAGGAGAAGGAAGAGCCAAAACCACCAUCUCCUUUUGUGCUAUUUGUAGACUUACAUUGUAUGGGAUGUGCGAAGAAGAUUGAGAGGUCCAUCAUGCGACUUAGAGGGGUGGAGGGGGUUAUGAUAGAUACGGCUAAAAAUGAAGUGACCAUAAAGGGAAUAGUGGAGCCUCAAGCAGUGUGCAACAAAAUCAUGAAGAAAACCAAGAGAAAAGCAAAAGUCUUGUCCCCAUUACCAGCUGCUGAGGGUGAACCCAUGCCGGAAGUUGUUGCUUCACAGGUUAGUGGACUAGUAACUGUGGAGCUCCAAGUUAACAUGCACUGUGAGGCCUGCGCAGAGCAACUUAAGAAAAAGAUACUCAAACUCAGAGGAGUGCAAAGUGCUGUGACUGAUCACAAUAGCGGGAAGGUGAUGGUGACAGGAACCAUGGACGGCGACAAGCUAGUAGAUUAUGUGUACAGACGAACCAAGAAGCAAGCCCGAAUCGUCCCACAACCGGAGCCUGAACCCGAGAAGAAAGAAGAGAACAAGGAAGGUGAUGACAAGGCAGCAGAAGAAGCAAAACCAUCAGAAGACAAGAAAGAAGAAAAUGCAGAGGAAAAACCUGCAGAAGAGGCAAAGAAAGAAGAGGGUGGUGGUGAUGGUGGAGAAGAAAGUAAAAACAAGGAGGAGGAGAAAGGUGGUGGUGAGGAAAACAAGGUGGUGGAGGAGAUGAGCGGCAGUUACGUAAAUAGUGGUAUGGAUGAGGAAAGUAUGAAAAGAAUGAUGCAGUACUAUUAUCAGCCGCUGUAUGUGAUUGAGAGAAUCCCACCUCCUCAGCUGUUCAGUGAUGAGAAUCCAAAUGCAUGUUGCAUUUCAUGACUCACCAACUUCCAACUUUGAUGAUCAAUCAAAUAUUUCAUAAUAACAAGUUAUUAAAAUGUUGUUAUGUUACUUAUGUGUAGUAUAUUAUUUAUAUUUAUAUAUAUAUAUAAUGUUUUUCUUUUCUUUUAUACA
Prunus persica (peach) is the source of this 1428-nucleotide messenger RNA. RefSeq names its product heavy metal-associated isoprenylated plant protein 9. Lineage: Eukaryota; Viridiplantae; Streptophyta; Magnoliopsida; Rosales; Rosaceae. The transcript is spliced from 5 exons. The record is from RefSeq and is a predicted model, not a curated record. Gene Ontology annotation, molecular function: metal ion binding. The coding region runs from base 337 to 1293 and encodes 318 amino acids.